AUGACGCUGAAGAGUGCGGCGCAGUAUGAGAUCAAAGGCGUCCCCAUCGCGCAACUUAACAAUCAGCCGCUCAAGGUCAGAUACAAUGUGUUCCCGCCCACGAGGAAAGACUACUUGUCCUUGUUUGCCAAUGCACUGCAGAAGGGCAGCCCCCACUACCUUGCGCCUGGUGAAAUGCGGCAUUGCCUCGAGGUCGGCACGGGAACAGGAGUACUCAGCUUCAUCCUGAACGCGCACGGGGCGAAGAGAGUGACGGGGGUGGACAUCAACGAAGAUGCGGUUCUUAACGCGCAGGAGAACCGAGCACUUCUCGGAAAGAACGAGAGCGAGCUUGCGUUUGUGCGCGCCGACCUCUUCCCCGCUGCGACCGACAGUGAUGCCAAGUACGAUCUCCUGGUGUGCAAUCCGCCAUGGCUACCCAUGCCAGUGGAGACUGCCGAGGCUUGUCCGCACAACCCUGGCACGGACGGCCUCAUGGGUGGCGUGCUCGACCGAAGAGGAGACCUGCUUCCUGCGCUCUUCCGGGGCCUCACGGACCGGCUGUCAUCGCGGGGUAGGCUCUGGCUCAUCUACUCAGAUCUCAGCAUCAAGCUAGGCCUGCAAGACGAGUCGUGGCUCAAGCAUCUCUGCGAGGCCAAUGGGCUCCUGGUGCGCGCUCAGACCAGCAUGCCGGCACGAGUGCGCCUUCACCCGCAAGAUCCGUUCUAUCAACUCAAGAAAGGGGAAGUGCUCACCCUGUACGAGAUUGUGCCGAAACACUGA
This is a messenger RNA of Acanthamoeba castellanii str. Neff, 762 nucleotides long. RefSeq names its product methyltransferase. Gene Ontology annotation, biological process: peptidyl-glutamine methylation. NCBI's taxonomy places the organism in Eukaryota, Discosea, Longamoebia, Acanthamoebidae. The transcript has 4 exons. Gene Ontology annotation, molecular function: nucleic acid binding; protein-glutamine N-methyltransferase activity. The record is from RefSeq and is a predicted model, not a curated record. Bases 1 to 762 code for a protein of 253 amino acids.